AUGACGCUGGCAGGCAAUCACGAGAUUGAGUUUGACAACACGACUGGCGUGGCCACUGGCUUCCAGGCCUACAUCAACCGGUACCGCAUGCCGGAAGUGCGUCCGACAGAGAUCAAUUGCCCUUUUGAAUUCACCGAUUUCUGCGCGCCUUCCGUGUAUUUCAGCUGCUAUGAUUAUGGCAAUGCUUACUACUCCUUCGAUGCGGCUACGGUGCAUGUCAUCAUGCUUAGCAGCUAUACCUACAUUAAUGAGUCUACGCCCCAGUACAACUGGCUCGUCAAAGACUUGGCCAGUGUCAAUCGAAGGAAGACGCCCUGGGUGGUGGUGAUGACCCACUCCCCUAUGUACAACAGCAAUCAGGCCCACCAAAAUGAGGCUCAGUCUAUCGCCAUGAAAGCUGCCAUCGAGCCUUUGUUGAUGCAGUACAAGGUGAACAUCGUCAUCGCCGGCCACGUGCAUGCCUAUGAACGCACCUAUCCAGUCUACCAGAACGUUGUUGAUUACAAAGACGGCAUCACCUACAUCGUGGCAGGUGACGCGGCCAACCGGGAGGUGAGUCGAUAA
Nannochloropsis gaditana CCMP526 is the source of this 564-nucleotide messenger RNA. Its product is annotated as purple acid phosphatase. The transcript is spliced from 2 exons. Gene Ontology annotation, molecular function: acid phosphatase activity. The record is from RefSeq and is a predicted model, not a curated record. Bases 1 to 564 code for a protein of 187 amino acids.